Molecule: messenger RNA, 2957 nt
Organism: Erythranthe guttata (spotted monkey flower)
Lineage: Eukaryota; Viridiplantae; Streptophyta; Magnoliopsida; Lamiales; Phrymaceae
Source: RefSeq, a predicted model, not a curated record
UUCUGUUGAAAGAUGCCUUAAAUUGCUACCAUAUAUAAUGUUUGCUGUAUCUGCAUUCAUAUCACAUCUAAUUCGAGUCAUUAGUUUCAUUUGGAUUACCUGAUGGGGUACCCGGAGUUAAACUUCCAAUUAUGAUGUAGCUGUCUUGCUAAAAAUAUUGUCAGACAUGUAUGUGAUUAGAGCUUUUAAUUUAUCGAUGAGAAUAGUGCAUUUCAUAUCUGUAACAUGGCUUGUUGUUUUGAUUUUCCAUAUCUUUAUCUUUGUCAGAAUUUUGGUUUCCUUGAUUUUGACGAGAGAGUGGUGGAUGGUUUCUACGAUGUAUAUAAUCUAUCUGGGGACCCAGCAGUUCGGGGGAACAUGCCUUCUUUGGCAGAUCUUGAAAGCGUCAUUGGAGGCUCUGAUUAUGAGGUUGUCAUAGUUAACAGAAAAAUAGACCCUGCUUUGGAGGAGUUGAUGCAGAUAGCACACUGCAUUGCAUUAGACUGCCCGACGUCUGAAACCACACUGCUUAUACAGAGACUAGCUGAACUUGUUACGGAGCACCUGGGUGGCCCUGUCCGUGAUGCAAAUAUCAUACUGGCCAAAUGGAUGGAGAGAAGCAUGGACUUGAGGACAUCUCUUCACACCACUGUGCUGCCUAUUGCAUCCCUGAGAGUUGGCCUCUCACGUCACCGUGCAUUGCUUUUUAAGGCAUUAGCUGAUAGUGUUGGGAUACCUUGUAAACUAGUGAAGGGUAGUCAUUAUACUGGUGUUGAGGACGAUGCUGUUAACAUUGUAAAGCUACAGGAUGACAGUGAGUGCUUGGUUGAUCUCAUGGGAGCUCCUGGGACACUAAUUCCAGCUGAUGCUUUGAGUGGAAAGGAUAUUCCUUUGAAGUCAGAUAAUCCAAAACCAAAUAGGCUUCCUAGUCUUCAGACAACUGUGGGUAAUAAUAAUGUUUAUUCAACACAGGCUGUUCAGAGUUCUGUGGAUGGAUAUAAUUCGUCUUUGGGUGUUACAUCUUGGAAAGCAGAACCGCUGAUCUCAUCAAUGGAUUCGAGUUCUAAUGAUGGAGUUGGGACUUCUGGACAAAAUGAAAAACUGACUUCUGCUGCUAAUCAGUUCGACCAUAGUUCGUCUCAAGCAGUUGGAAGUUCACUAAACAAAGGGGGCCGUGGACCCAAUGUAGCAGGUGAUAGUUUGAGGACAAAUGUAAAUAUCGUUCCAUACAGUCCCAAAAGUGCUGAAGACCCAAAAAAUCUUUUUGCUGAGCUUAAUCCCUUCCAAAUAAAAGGGUCCGGCAAAACUGUGAUGCAGAAUGAUCUUGCAAAUGAAGUUGGCAAGCUGCAAUUUUCGAAAACUAACAUUGUCAACAGUAAGCCUCCUUCACCCUUGAUGUGGAAAAAUAGACAUGCAUGGAAUGAGGUCCCCAAGGGAAAUGGAUAUGGUUAUGCAGAAGGUCCAUUAGUGAAGAACUAUGGAGGAGCUAAUAAAGGCAAUGCAUCAUUAGCUGUUUCUAAAAAUUCAUCCAAAUUACCUGAGAAAUCGUUUCCUAAUUUGGGAGAGAAACGUGACAGUAUGUCUAGUAAUUCAUCUGGUGAAAGUGGACCUAGAAAAAUGUCUUCCACAGAAGAUUUUAGUAAUGAUAGGGAAACAUAUCUCGCGGAGGAUGGGAACAACAUUACGAGGCAGCACGAGGUUAAGCAAAAUGGCCGAGAGAGGUUAACUAAGGCCAAUACAAAACUGAUGGAAGCUGGAGGUGGCAGUUCACUGGAUUUAGGCGCGAAGUAUGUUGAUACGGGUAUUGAUGAUGUUGGUUGUGAAAUUGUCUGGGAAGAUCUCGACCUCGGUGAAAGGAUCGGACUUGGUUCUUAUGGAGAGGUCUACCAUGCUGAUUGGAAUGGCACUGAAGUUGCUGUGAAGAAGUUCCUUGACCAAGAUUUCUCUGGUGCUGCCUUGGAUGAGUUCAAGAGAGAAGUGCGGAUUAUGCGUAGGUUACGCCAUCCAAAUGUAGUUCUUUUUAUGGGUGCGGUAACUCGCCCUCCAAACCUUUCUAUCGUCACUGAGUUCCUGCCUCGUGGAAGCUUAUAUCGGAUAAUCCAUCGCCCUCAUUGUCAAAUUGAUGAAAAGAGGAGAAUAAAAAUGGCUCUUGAUGUGGCAAAAGGCAUGAACUGCUUACACACAAGCAUACCGACAAUUGUUCACCGUGACUUAAAAUCACCCAAUCUCUUGGUAGAUAACAAUUGGAAUGUUAAGGUGGGUGAUUUUGGAUUGUCACGUUUGAAGCACAAUACAUUUUUGUCUUCCAAGUCGACUGCAGGAACGCCCGAGUGGAUGGCUCCUGAAGUUCUCCGGAAUGAGCCUUCAAAUGAAAAGUGUGAUGUAUAUAGCUUUGGUAUUAUUCUAUGGGAACUUGCAACACUGAAAUUGCCUUGGAGCGGGAUGAACCCUAUGCAAGUUGUCGGUGCUGUUGGUUUCCAGAACCGCCGCCCCGACAUCCCUAAGGAGGUUGAUCCUCUCGUUGGGAGGAUAAUUUGGGAAUGUUGGCAAACGGACCCAAAUUUGCGUCCAUCUUUUGCGCAGCUGAGCGUGGCUCUAAAGCCUUUGCAGCGGCUUGUCGUUCCCUCAUAUGUAGAGCAACCAACACCUCCAUCUUUGCCUCACGAGAUUUCUGUGAAUACUACUCCUUAAUUCGAAAUUUCCAGGUAAAAAUGUUUUUGAAAAAAAACAAAGAAUCAAACUAGUGAAAAGUUAAAAUAUUUCAGUUCGAUUAUUAGCUGUACAGCCUGUGUGUUUUGGAUGGUUUUUUGUAUAGUUUGAAACGUAAGUUAAGCCUUGGGGUGAUAUAUAUAAUGUGUAUAUUUGUCAAUGGACGAAACACGCCGUUUUAGAUUUAAUUAUGUGCAUCGUGUUCUUGUGGUUUAUUUGUGUUUUAGGAAUUUUGAAAGUGUUGUUGAAUGUAGAAAUUGUGAUUUGCG